Molecule: messenger RNA, 6034 nt
Organism: Drosophila grimshawi
Lineage: Eukaryota; Metazoa; Arthropoda; Insecta; Diptera; Drosophilidae
Gene: mtgo
Product: fibronectin type-III domain-containing protein 3A
Exons: 5
Coding region: 375-5672 (1765 amino acids)
Molecular function (GO): protein binding
Source: RefSeq, a predicted model, not a curated record
AACCAAAUAAUUAAUUGCAAUAAAUAAAGAAAACAACAAAAGUGUGCAAUUUAUAAACAUAUUAAAAAAAAAAAGAAGAAAAUGCAAUAACUUAAAUGCAUAAAUAUUUAAACAACUCGACAACUACACAUUUAUCAACGUUGGAUUUCUUAGAAACAACGAUAAUUAAAGUUAAAUACUUUAACAAUUAUCAACAAAUAUUCCGUGACUUUUUUUGCGACUAAUUAUAAAAGCUUGCAGCAUAGAACCAUACAGCAUGCCAAGCAGGCUGAUAAGCAUGUGCUAAGCAAACUGACUCCCUCAACUGCUGUCAUUUUGUCGAAUACCAGGAAGGUGCUGAGAGAGAUACGGUUGCAGAUACCAAGGCCUUUAGCAUGGUGCGACUUAAUGUUGCCGAGCAGCAGAGUACCGUCAGCAGCAACAGCAAUAGCAACAGUAGCAACAACAACAUUAACAACAACGGAGGCAACAGCAGCAACAGCCACAACACUGAGAGCAGCAACAAUGCGGGCAGCUGCUCAUCGACAACAUCGUCGACGACGAGCUUGAAUAGCCUGAAUGCCAACUCUGCCUCGCCCGCCUGCAACAUUGUAAUGUUGCAAAAUAAUACACCGGUGCCGGCAGCCUCGCAGUGGCAACAGCAGCAGCAGCAGCAACAGCAUCAACAGCCGCAGCUUCAGCCUCAGCAGCUGCAACAGCACACGCCCUUGGAUGGCGCCUCGUUGCCAGCAUCGCCGCCACUGUUGCAGCAAACAGCGACACCGCCACAGGGUGCCCAAAUUGUGCCACCCGUGUGUGCGCUACAUCAUCCGCAGCAGCAGUUAACGCUGUUAGCGGCCAUGCAGCAUCACCAUCAUCAUAUGUUGCAGCCACCAAACAACCAUGGCCUGCACCAUGGCCCAAACCCACCAGCAGCAACACAAGCCGCACUACCACCACAACAGCAGCAGCAGCAGCAGCAGACUUCUCAACCGCAUGAGAAUGGACACGGUGGCAUCUCACCCAACGGCAGCUCGGGUGGUGGCUCCUCGGCGAGCAGUGUGAGCAGCGUGUCAAGCAACAGCGGUGGCGGUCUUAGUGGUGGCAGCCACGGAAAUAACUCGAGCAACGGCACCAAUGGCAUCGGGCCACCAGUGAAUGCCCCGCUGCCGCCGCCGGGACCACUCUAUAUACAGUAUCCCGGCGAGUAUUUUCCAUCGGAAUACUAUAUAGCACCGCACCCGCACGAGGGUAUCUGUCCACAGCAUCCGCAUCAUCCGCACGCGCAUCAGCAUCAUCAUCAGCCCAUGUGCGCCAUCUCGGCGGAAUAUGGUCCAGCGGCAGUUCAAAUGGUUUCCCACAAUCGACCGCCACCGACGAUGACGGUGCCCGUACCGGUACAGGUGCCACCGUACGUUCAUGAGAAUGGAACACUGACCCACGUAGUGCUGCCCCCGCAGCAGUACCAGCAGUUGCACCCCGGACAGGGUCAUCUGCAUGCAACGCCAUUUAUAAGCAGCAAUGGCACAUCGCAUUUUUAUACGCCGCUGCCCAGCUACUCACCCGGUCCUGGGCCGGCUGGCAAUGGACCACCUCACUAUCAUAUGCCACCGCAGCCGCAGCCACCACAGCAGCAGCAGCAGCCCGGCGUCCAACAGCAGCAGCAACAGUCGACGGCGACGUCAGGCGUUGGUGGAGCACCUUCGUCGCAUCUACAUUCCCCGCACUCGCCGUCGCCGCCCAACUAUCGGGAUGAGCGCAGCCAGCGCCAGCAUACAAAACUGCUGCGCAAACUGGAAAAGCAACGCGAGCAGAACUCGAGCAUGUCCACGCCCACGCAUUCGCCUUCACCGCGUCGCAGUGACCUCAAUGGUCACUUCAACAGCAACAACAACAACAGCAACAACAACAUUCCAAUGCAACAGCACCAACACAACAACAACAAUCACAUGCACAACCAUGGACGCCGUCUGCCGCCCCACCAACAACAACAACAUCAGCAGCAACAGCAACAGCAGCAGCAGCAACACGUUCGCCAAACCGUCAACGUUCCUAGCACAACAACUGGCCAACAACAAGUGCAGCAGGUGGCUGCCACAACACAGCGCACCGGCAGCUCGGUGGGCACCUCGGAGGAUGGCGAAGAUACAUCCAGUCUGGCCGCCGAGGAUGACGAGGACUACCAGGCACUGAUAGUGGACCAAAUCUCCGCCAUCGACAAGCCCGAUGUGAUCGAUGUGAGCUCUCGCACUGCGAAGAUCAUCUGGGUACCACCAGCCAUGUCGGAUGAGUUGCUGGUCCAAGAUCUGCGCUACCAGGUGCUGCUCAGCGAUACAGGGAAACAGUGCAAAUACAAGAGUCUCUACCUGGGCGAGGCGUACGAGUGCAUUGUGCAGGAUCUGCAGCCGGGCCAGGACUAUCUGGUGCGGCUGCAGGUGCACUAUCAGCAGCUCCAGGGCAGCGUCAGUGAACCCACCGAGUUCAAGACGCCCGCCUGCGAACCGGAUCAGCCUCUGCCGCCGAAGCUGGUGUCGCGCACCAAGAGCUCCAUCAAUUUGCGCUGGACGGCGCCUGCCUCGAAUGGUGCUCCCAUUCAGCACUAUCUGCUCGAGUACGAUGUGGGCCGUGGCAAUGCGCUGCAAUUUGUCGAGCUGGCCAAGAUCAAGGCCAAGCACUAUGUGCUCAACAAGCUGCAGUCGACGACCGUCUACAGCUUUCGGCUGGCCGCCGUCAAUGAGGUUGGCCAGUCCGUCUACUCGCAGGUGAGCAGCUACAGCACCGCUGGCAAUCCACCCACAGUGCCCAUGGCGCCACAGCUGCAGGCGUGCGGCGCCAGCUCGUUGCGUUUGGUCUGGGAACGGCGGCCGCAAGACGGUGACUUUCUGCUGCAGCUGCAGGAUGCGGACACCGGACAUGGUUACCUGAACAGCUACAAGGGCGGCGACACCCACUACGAGUGCCAGCAGCUGCGACGCGCCACCAGCUAUCAAUUCCGUCUGCGUGCCGAGAACGAUGCCGGCGUCUCGCCCUGGUCCCCGGAGGUCAGCUACAGCACCGUUGCCGAGCGUCCCGGGCGACCCGGGAAGCCGCAUGUCAAGGGCAAGAUACACGGCACACACUUCAAGGCGCGCUGGGAGCCACCGUCGGACAACGGUGGCUGCGAUGCGUUGCGCUACCAUCUCGAGCUGAGCAUGGGUGCCAGCUUCGAGCGGAUCUACUCUGGCAGCGAGACGGAGGCAAUGUGUGAUCGCCUCCAGCCGGGCGUCACUUAUCAGUUGCGUGCGUGCUGCGAGGGCUCGGCCGGUGAGAGCGCCUUCUCGGACAUUGGCCAUGUGACCACGGAGGCAGUGCCGCCCGGUGCACCGCCAGCGCCUCAAUGCGAUGCGCCGCCAACGCCUUAUGCGGUGCGGCUGAGGCUCAGCCAGCCGGAAUACAAUGGUGGUGCGCCGGUGCUCGAAUUUGAGGCGCAACUGCGUCAUCUGGAAAUCUCGGAACAGACGCUGCCAUUGGCAACGCAAAGCGUCUAUCGGGGCCAACAGGAUUGCUUUGUGGCACAGCAGCUGCAACCCGGCGGCAUCUACGAGGUGCAAGCGCGUGCCAUCAAUCGCAUCGGCGCCGGCAGCUGGUCGCAGUGGUUGCGCUUCACAGCGGCCGCUGCACCACCCGGCGCAGCCGAAGCGCUCCAGGCGCUCGUCAAGUCCGCCACCCAUCUGAGCAUCAAUUGGCAGCCACCAAUGCUGCUCAAUGGCAGCCCAGUGACGGGGUACACGCUGCAGAACGCCAGCCAGCCGCUGGACGAGCCGCCCGUGGAGCCGUUGGGCACUCAAUUCCAUGGCUGCUACCAGGGCAGCCAGACCAACGUGGAGCUGCGCAAUCUGACGCCAUAUACGCGCUACUAUCUGCGCGUCCUCGCCAGCAAUGCAGCCGGCACCGGCCCACCCACAGAUGUGGUGUGCGUGUCGACGCCAUCGGCGGUGCCGGGCGCACCACAGAUGCAGGGCUACGAGUUCACCCACCAGGUGGUAACGCUCAACUGGACACAGCCAGCGGCGCAUGGCUCGCCCAUCUGCAGCUACAACAUUGAGUACGGUGAGCGGACGAUUGCCACACCGGAUGCAUGCACCCGUUACACGGUGCUCGGCCUGACGCCCGAGACGAGCUACAAGUUUCGCGUGCAGGCGGUGAAUGCGAUGGGCUCUGGUCCGUUCAGUGCCUAUGCCAAGCUGACGACACAACCAUCGCCGCCAGCACCGCCACGACUGGAGUGCAGCGGAUCGGGGCACAACUACAUCAAGCUCAAGUGGGGCGAGACUGGCAAAACGGCGCCAAACGGCACAACUGGCGGCAACAGCGGCAAUAGCGGAGGACCAGUGCCCGGCACCAAGUACCACGUGGAGAUGUAUGUGGCACGGGCGAAGCAAUUCCAGGCCGUCUACUCCGGCACCAAUUGCAUGUGCAAGAUACACAAGCUGCAGGAGCGCAGCAGCUACACAUUCCGCAUCUAUGCGCACACGGAUCGUGCCGGCGAUGGCGAAUACUCCGAGGAGUACAUAUUCGAGACGAGCGCCACGCUGCCGGCAAACAUUAAGGCGCCGCGGGUGAUGCACGAGAGCGGCGUCUGUGUGCUGGAUCGGGCCAAUCAGCCGGCGAUGCAGCUGACCCUCGAGUGGCAGCACUCGAAGAAUAGCUUCCAGGAUCGCGUCGAGUACGAGCUGCAAUAUGCCGUUGUCGCCUCGGAUGCGGAUGCCUCGAACUCACCCAAGGGUCGCAGCAGCAGCGGCUCCUCCAACAAUGCUGCUGCUGCUGCUGCUGCUCCGGUUGCGCUGAGCAAUCAGGAUUAUCGCCAGCUGUAUCGGGGCACAGAGACCAAGUUCACCAUUGAUAAUCUGGCGGCGGGCACCUGCUACCAGUUUCGUGUGUGUCCCGUGCGUGUCACCGCCGCCGGCGAUCUGUUCCAUGGCCAAUCUUCGGUGGCGUUGCGCUACCAGGUGCCCAGUAAUUUGGAUGUCAGUUCGGCGGUUGCUGUGCGCCAGCAUCUGUUGCACGGUGCGAGUGCGGCGCCGACACAUGCCACACAGCGCUCCAGCCGCAAACUGUCCUCGAGCAACGGCUCCAGCGCCAGUGGAUUGCAUCUGCGUUCGGUUAGCGCCUCUGCGAUUAGCGGCAGCAGCGGUGUCGGCGCCGAUGCCCAGGCAAUUAGUCGGCUGCAGCAUGAGUUGUCGGCGAGCAGCUUCAAGUCUUGCGCAGAUCCGAGGCAUCAUCAUCAUCACCACCAUCACCAUCAUCAGCAUCCGGGGUGUGCCGCUGAAGCAGCAGCGAGCGCCUCCAGUCUGGCCACCCUGCCAGCGUCCUCGACGCUGCUGUUGCGUGGCAAUCAUAUGCAUCACCAGCACUUGCAUCAUUCACACCACAUGCAUCAUGCCCACUACAGGCAUCCCUCGGCCGCUGCCGGCGCCGGCAUUCUGCCCGGCACAAGCAACAGCAGCAACAGCAUCAUGAGCAGCGGCAGCAAUGGCAACUGCAGCAGCAACAUGCCGCACGGCAACAUUGUCCGAAGGAUUGUCGCCAAGCUGACGGCGCUGUAUUGCAACAGGAAGCGGCUGACGGAUCAGCAGAAGGCCGUCUUCUUUGUGGUUUCAUUUGUGUUUGUCACCUUCCUGGUUGCCAUGCUGGUGCACAUGCUCUGUGGCUAAGCCAAUGGCCAAUGGCAAAAAAAACACUGAUUGAUCACAAUUUUUUGGGUGUCACAAAAACAAAACAAAAAAUCAAAAAUUAAAACAAAAACAAAAAACGAUUACGAUUGCCUAGUUGUAAUUAACACUAUAAAAAUCUAUGUAUAUUCAAAAAGAAAUCAAAUCAAUUGUAAUCUAAUUAAUCACUCCUAAAACAUUAACAAAAAUCAACAAAAAAGAAAAGAAAAUGCAGAAACCAACUUCUUAACAAUAACAGCGUCAACAAUUGUAUUAAAUGUACACAAUGAAAACAUUCUUUAUGAACUUUUGUCGAUACACAAUUUAUAUAUAUAUAUAUAUAUUAUUGAAACAUACAUACACAC